GUAUCGCAGGCUCCAACUGGCGUGACUCAACGCAUGAUAAGUCAAACAAGUUGAGGGAAAAGAUAGUUGAGUUUGUCAUGAAAUUUUACUCGACUAACUUUGUCUUCAAGUUUGCUUGGGAUCAGGUUAGUUCAGCUUACUGGAACCGAUACCCGAACCCAUGGAGUUUACACGUAUUGAGCGAAGAUGUCCUAUCAAGAACUGUAGAAGACGAUAAAUUAAAAACCAAAAGACUAUUAACAAAGACAAACAGAUUACCUAAAUGGGGAGAAAGAUUCGUAAGUUCUCGAAUAGCAUGCAUCGUAGAAGAAUCCAUUGUCGACCCUAUCGCAAAAACUUUGACAACUUAUACAAGAAAUAUCACUUACAAGACCCUAAUGGUAGUUGAAGAAAAGUGUGUAUAUGCUGUCAAUCCACAGAAUAAAGAAUGGACAACCUGUGAAAAACAGUCUUGGGUAUCAUCAGAUGUUUAUGGAUUUGCUAGAGCAAUAGAAGCAUUUGGUGUUGAAAGAUAUAAAAAGAAUGCUAAAAAGGCAAUUAAAGGGCUUGAACACAUAAUGGAAAAGCUUUACACCCCAGAAAGACCACCACGACCUCCUACACUACCACUGCCACAGAGCAAUAUGAUGGCUUAAUGUCACACUUAUUGCAACAGAACC
Molecule: messenger RNA, 659 nt
Organism: Actinia tenebrosa (Australian red waratah sea anemone)
Lineage: Eukaryota; Metazoa; Cnidaria; Anthozoa; Actiniaria; Actiniidae
Product: PRELI domain-containing protein 1, mitochondrial
Cellular component (GO): mitochondrial intermembrane space
Source: RefSeq, a predicted model, not a curated record